ACCUACAACUCACCUACAAGUACAUCUAUCAACUCAUCUACAAAACGUCUCACCGUCAUGUACAUUCGCGCCGCCCACGCAGAGCGAGACCUCCGCGUCCUUCGGCAAUUAAUCCGGGACAAUCCCCUGGGGAUGUUCACCACUGCGAUCCCGUCUUCUUCGGGGACCUUUCCGUUGCUGCAAAGCAGUCAUGUCCCAUUUGUGCUUGACGUGGAAGACGAGUCGAGCGAGACCGAAACGGGGCGUCUGAGGGGUCAUUUGGCCCGACAGAAUCCGCAGAGUAAGGCGAUUAUUGAUGAUGAUAAUCAGCAGCAGCAAACACCAAAGAAUGUCCUCGAGCAAGAAGUCCUCGUAGUCUUCACCUCUCCGCACCACCACUACGUGACCCCGCAAUUCUACACCGAGACCAAACCGGCGACGGCCAAAGUGGUGCCGACAUGGAACUACGCCGCGGCGCAGGUGUACGGGCGGGCAAAAAUAUAUUUCGACGCUGCAUGCGACGAGACGUCAGCGUUUUUGGGGAAACAGAUUAGCGACCUGACGCGGCACAGCGAGACGAGGAUUAUGGGAUACACGGCGGGCAAGAACGACUGGAAAGUGAGCGAUGCGCCGGAGCGAUAUGUGGAGCUGUUGAAGAAGAACAUUAUCGGGAUCGAGAUUGAGGUUGAUCGCCUUGAGGGGAAAUUCAAGAUGAGCCAGGAAAUGGGCAAGGGUGAUAGAGAAGGGAUCAUUCAGGGCUUCGAGAAUCUGCAGACCGAGACGGGGAAAGUGAUAGCCGAGGUGGUCAAGCAGCGCGGUGAGCAAAAGGAUCAACAAAAGGGCUAG
This is a messenger RNA of Xylona heveae TC161, 825 nucleotides long. RefSeq names its product putative transcriptional regulator. NCBI's taxonomy places the organism in Eukaryota, Fungi, Ascomycota, Xylonomycetes, Xylonales, Xylonaceae. The transcript has 2 exons. Bases 58 to 825 code for a protein of 255 amino acids. The record is from RefSeq and is a predicted model, not a curated record.